Messenger RNA from Mollisia scopiformis, 986 nucleotides. RefSeq lists its product as uncharacterized. The coding region runs from base 112 to 786 and encodes 224 amino acids. The record is from RefSeq and is a predicted model, not a curated record. The transcript is spliced from 4 exons. Lineage: Eukaryota; Fungi; Ascomycota; Leotiomycetes; Helotiales; Mollisiaceae.
GAUGAACUGUUGCCCGCUUCCUGUGGAGUGGUUUGGUAUGGGAGGAUAUACGGCUUCUUUUGGGUUUUGAAUCACUGUUCUAGAAAUCCUCGAAAUUCGUCAAGAGGUACAAUGAAGAUCCUACUCCCCACGCUCCUGGCAGCGUUCAGUAUGAUUGUUGCCGCACAAUCAACAUGCACGAGUUCCGACGCGUAUCCCAUUGACGCAGACGUCGCCUUCCUCACUUUCUGGACGGUUCUCGCUGUCGAUUGGCUCGCUAUUGUGGCGGUUUUUGGAAAGCGGUCUUUGGGGUUAACGGCGCUUGGGAAGAGAGAUCUGGAGUGUUCGGCGACGGAAGAGUGUUUGUCGUUUAGGACUGUGCCGUUUUGUUAUGAUAAGACUGCGUAUACUUUCCAUGCGGCGGAUGGGACGACGGGUAACCUUAAGACGGGGGCGUAUACUUUGCCAGAUGGCAGACAAGGGAAUAUGUUCACAGGUCCAUACCCAACCCUCACAAAAGGUGAAGUCACGGCAACAGAGACUUCAACGACACCUGCCAGCAGCGGGGCAACAAUGAUAGCCAGUACUCCGGUUUCUGUGACAGCUACACCGGCUUCUACUGUAGCGUCUCAGUCAGAGGCGAAGACUGGAAGUAGAGGAGCAACAAGCACAGGUCCUGUUGUUGUAGCGACUCAGGGCUCAGAGACUGUGCUUAAGAGCGAUGCUUUGUCUGAACAGAGGAGUGGUUCAGCAUGGAGGGUUGCUGUGCUGGGGUUUGGAAUGAUGAUGGUGGAGUUAUGGUUCUAGAAUCUUGCAAUGAUGGCCCGUGUAUACUUGAAAGAGCAUUGCCUCCUUUAGGGGCUUCAGUGCUGCCUAGAUCUCAUGCUUGGGACAACGUUCAAAUCGUUUCAUAUGCGGUAUGCACGUCAAUUGGCUGUUAACCGCGAGUGUCAGCUCGGCCUCUCCUCUCUAACGAUAUCGACUUCGAUAUAUGAAUUAGAGCUGCG